Molecule: messenger RNA, 3516 nt
Organism: Drosophila rhopaloa
Lineage: Eukaryota; Metazoa; Arthropoda; Insecta; Diptera; Drosophilidae
Gene: Usp20-33
Product: ubiquitin carboxyl-terminal hydrolase 20
Exons: 5
Coding region: 177-3131 (984 amino acids)
Biological process (GO): protein deubiquitination
Molecular function (GO): cysteine-type deubiquitinase activity
Source: RefSeq, a predicted model, not a curated record
AAAAACUUAAAUUAAAAAUUAAUAUUGGAUUCCGCAUGGUAUUUCGCUUUGGUCACACCUCUCUCGAAAUACAAAAAAUACCAUCGAAAAUCGCAAACGCCUUUUCUUCGGUCGUUCCAAUCAAAAUUCUCAAUUAAAGUAUCAAAAAACAGAAUUCACGCAGCCAGAGAGCUAUAAUGAGUUUGAGUCCCAACCCAAAUCAGCAGAGCCCACAUGUAGACCACCACAGCUGCACCGCCGAUUGCGAACAGGGCCACAAGCUGGCCAACGGGCAUGCCAUGAGCGAUCCCCGGAGCAGCUGGUGCCACGACAAACUCUUCAGCGGAUCACUCAACUCGCUGGCCAGGCGCGAUGAUGGGAGCGGGAGCGGCAGCGGGGGCGAGGACAGCGUCAGGGGCUCUGGCACGGGACUCGUCGGCCUCCAGAACAUCGCCAACACCUGCUACAUGAACUCGGCUCUGCAGGCCCUGAGCAACCUCCCGCCGAUGACGCACUACUUCAUCAACUGCAGCGACCUGGUGGAGUACAUAGCGGAGCAGAGUGCUCGCCGCUGCAAACCCGCUGGCCUGGCCAAGAGCUAUCGCCGGCUGAUGCAGGACAUCUGGCAGGAUGUCGAUGAACCCAAAGAGUUUAUUGCCCCGCGUGGCAUUUUGUACGGCAUUCGUUCGGUGCAUCCCAUGUUCCGAGGCUACCAGCAGCACGACACCCAGGAGUUUUUGCGUUGCUUCAUGGACCAGCUGCACGAGGAGCUUACGGAGCAGGUCUCGCUAAUGCCACAGUCGCAGAACCAAAUCCAAGCGCAAUCACAAUCCCAGCCACACCAGCAGCAGCCCAACGAAACGGACGACGACAACGAGGACGAGGCGGCUCCGGCGUCCAUGACGCCUACAGUUUCCGAGAGCGAGUACGACACAUGCGAGAGCAGCAUGUCUGAGCGCUCAGCGGAGGUGCUGCUUAAAUCCGAGUACUUUGUGACGCCCUGUCGGACGAACAAUUCAAACAUUGUCCUGCCAGAAGCUCAUCCAAUGCACAUGCAGCCACCGCAGCUGCAGCACCAGCAGAAAAAUACAUCCUCCCCAGAACAGAAGCCCAUUGAAGCGGCUCGCUCCAUAAUCAGCGACGUGUUCGACGGCAAGCUACUGUCCUCCGUGCAGUGUCUGACCUGCGAUCGCGUGUCCACGCGCGAGGAAACAUUCCAGGACUUAUCGCUGCCUAUUCCCAAUCGGGAUUUCCUCACCGUACUCCACCAGGCACACAGUUUGAGUGUGCAGAGCCUAAAUGCAGCCGAAACAUCCGCAAGGACCAACGAGGGAUGGCUGGCCUGGAUGUGGAACGUACUGCGAUCCUGGAUCUACGGACCCUCGGUGACGCUCUACGACUGCAUGGCCAGCUUCUUCAGCGCCGACGAGCUUAAGGGAGAUAACAUGUACAGCUGCGAACGUUGCAACAAACUCCGCACGGGCAUAAAGUUCUCCCGAGUCCUCACUCUGCCCGAGGUAUUGUGCAUACACCUAAAGCGCUUUCGCCACGAUCUGUCUUACAGCUCGAAGAUCUCUUCGGACGUCUACUUUCCGCUGGAGGGCUUUGACAUGCGUCCGUACAUCCACAAGGAUUGUAAGAGCCAGGUGCCCAUCUACAACCUUUCCUCGGUGAUUUGCCACCAUGGAACGGUGGGUGGUGGCCAUUAUACCUGCUAUGCGCGCAAUGCCCUCAACGGAAAGUGGUACGAGUUUGACGAUCAGUAUGUGAUGGAGGUGUCUCCGGAGACAGUGCAGACCUGCCAGGCGUAUGUGCUCUUCUACCAGAAGCACAACCCCCAGAUGAAGCUAGUGCGGGAUCAGGCGAUGAAUUUGUCUACUACCCAUCCACUGUGCGAUUCGGACAUUCAGUUCUAUGUAACGCGUGAGUGGCUCUCGCGACUUGCCACCUUCUCGGAACCGGGACCGAUAAACAACCAAGAGAUGCUCUGCCCCCACGGUGGUAUUCUACAUUCCAAGGCCGACAUGAUCAGCCAGAUUGCGGUGCCCAUAUCCCAGCCGCUAUGGGACUAUCUGUACCGGAACUUUGGCGGCGGACCGGCGGUGAACAUAAUCUUUGAGUGUGAGAUCUGCAAGCGGGCGGCGGAGACGCUGACCCGUCGUCAGCAGUACGAGCUGAAUGAGUUCACCAAGUACAACGGAUUGCAGAACGAAUUCGAUUCGACGGCCAUUUAUGCGAUCGCCAUGCCCUGGCUGCGGUCAUGGCAACAGUUCUCGCGGGGAAAGACCCACAAGGAGCCAGGACCGAUCACCAACGAGGGCAUCGCUGCUCCCACGGAGAAUGGCUCGCUGAAUGGAACUGCCACUGUGAGCUGUGUGAGAUUGGGCUCCGACUACGCGCAACUAAAUGCUCGCCUGUGGCGAUUCCUCCAUAAUAUCUACGGUGGUGGACCGGAAAUUAUGCUGCGACAGGCUCUUUCGGAUGACGACGAUGCCGAGGAGAUUGAAAUCAUCGAUCAGGACGAUGAGUGCGACGAUGAUGAAGAUCAGGAGGAAGACGACGACGAGGAGGUUGCGGUAGCCAACUAUCAGCACAAUCAUUCCGACACCGAAAGCAAUUUGGGCCGUCGCACUACUCCGAGUCCAAGUCUCAGUCCCAGUCCAAGUCUGACGUCCAAGCGUCAGCCGGUGGAGGCGGAGUCGGAUCUGCGGCCAAGUAGUCCAAAGUCGAAGCGCAGCAGAUCCAAGAUGAAGGUGUCCGCCUUGCGCUUGAAUAUGCGGAAGAGGGGCAAGCGCAAUCGCAGUGCCUUUAAGCAGCACGCUGAGAUGUUUGGAGCCAAAGGAAACUACAAUGCUCAUAACAACGCGGAUCCGCCAGUGGCAGAGCAUCGCGAUAGGGAAAAGGAGAAGGAUAAAGAUAAGGACAAGGACCGAACUGUUGCAUUUCAGAGCGAAUACAGCUUACCCAUUUCGAUACCAUUCCAAAGCGACAAUUUCCAGGUGAACGGGGUGCACGAAAAGUCGCGCGACAAGGGCAAACAGCGGAACGGCUCCAGGAGUGGUAGCACCGCUACCAACAAGGAGAACGUCACGCUGCAGAAGUUCGUAACCCUGCGCGAGGCCAAUGGCCCGAGCGACGAGACUGAUAUUUGAUCGACGGCGUCGGAUCGAGGAGGUGGAGAAGAAGAAGGAACCAGUACCCUUGGCCAGAGUCACAAAACGCCCACGUUGAAACGCAGGCCAAAAUCCAAGUUUAGGCGCAGGCGAAAGCGCUAGUAGUUUUAUACCUCAGUGUUUUGUUGGGGUGGAGGCUAUAUAAAUUAUGUAAAAAUUGUAUUUAUAAAUUAAUCGUAAAGCUAUCCCCCAUUCGGCGCCUUACCCGGUUAUGUUAUCCCAGCUCCUGGCCAGGGGUGAUUUUGUAUAUAGUGCGGGAGUGCUUUAAUCGGUGUAACAAUAGAGAAUAAAUUGUAGAAAUCUUGGCCAAACUGCAGGUUCUGUGAAUCUAGGCUUUCAGCGUGGCCCAGAUAAAAAAAAUCAA